Molecule: messenger RNA, 2035 nt
Organism: Gymnodraco acuticeps
Lineage: Eukaryota; Metazoa; Chordata; Actinopteri; Perciformes; Bathydraconidae
Gene: snupn
Product: snurportin 1
Exons: 9
Coding region: 255-1370 (371 amino acids)
Biological process (GO): snRNA import into nucleus; protein import into nucleus
Cellular component (GO): nucleus; cytoplasm
Molecular function (GO): protein binding; nuclear import signal receptor activity
Source: RefSeq, a predicted model, not a curated record
UCCUGAGCUAGUGAUAUUUGUCAUGCUAUUAUCUUGUCAAAUGGUUACUUUGGGUCUAAUAAGUAUGUGUAGAUAGUGUGCACUUAAAACAGUCACGUAACGCUGUAUAAUCAGUGUUGCUAAAGACUGUUUUGCAGCAGCAUGUUUAGCUCGAUGCUAACUGCUAACAUGACGAAUGUUGUAGCAGUGGGUUUUUAAAAAAGAUCCCCGGGCUUUUUUUCACGUUGUAUCACUCGUUUGUUUAGAGAGUCCCCAUGGAUGACCUGACCCAAGCCCUCUCGGCCAGCUUUGCUGUGUCCAAGGAGCCCAACAGCACCGCCACCGCUCACCCUCGGCUGGCCCAGUACAAGAGCAAGUUCAGCGUUCUGGAGCAGAGCGAGAGGCGGCGGCGCUUCCUUGAGCUGCAGAAAAGUAAAAGGUUAAACUACGUCAACCAUGCUCGGCGCCUGGCUGAUGGGGAUUGGACCGGGGCAGACAGCGAUGAAGGGGAGGACAUGGAGAAGAAAGAGGAGGGGGAACGGGAGCAGGAGGAAGAGGAGGAGGGGAUGGACAUUGAGAAGAGGAAGCUGCCAAAACAUUAUGCAAACCAGAUAAUGCUGUCGGAGUGGCUGGUGGAUGUGCCAUCAGAGCUGGACACUGAUUGGCUGAUGGUCGUCUGUCCUGUGGGGAAAAGAUCCCUCAUUGUUGCCUCCAAGGGCUCCACUGCAGCGUACACUAAAAGCGGAUACUGUGUGAACCGUUUCCCCUCCCUGCUGCCCGGGGGGAACCGCCACAACUCGGCCAUGGGAAAAGACUACACGAUCCUGGACUGCAUCUACAGCGAGGUGGACAGAACGUUCUACAUCCUGGACGUCAUGUGCUGGCGAGGCCACCCGGUCUACGACUGCCCGACCGAGUUCCGUUUCUUCUGGCUCCAGUCCAAAGUCGAGGAGACGGACGGCCUUUCAGAAAUCGCCAAACGCAACCCUUUCCGGUUUGUGAGCCUUCAAAGUGCAGCCUGCACUGCAGAGCUGAUCCAGAAAGCCCUGGCUGCCGAGUACAGCUUCAGCGUGGAUGGUCUUCUCUUCUACCACCGGCAGACCCACUACACCCCCGGCAGCACCCCUCUGGUGGGCUGGCUGCGGCCCUACAUGGUCACUGACAUCCUGGGCAUCGAGGUGCCCGAGUGCCCCCUCACCACCAAGCCUGAGUACGCCAGCCAGCAGCUGCAGCAGAUCCUGGAGCACAAAAAACCAUCGACUGAAGUCCGCCCCGCCAACAGGAGCGGGGGCUACGAGUUAGAGUACCUGUCCACCCCUCUACGGGACAGUGAGGACCCUCUGAACUUUUUAAAUACGAAGCCAAUACAGGAAGCGCACAUGGAGGUCUGAGAGUUAAGCUAAACAAGCGGAUUGCUAACUCAGUGUUUCUGAGCGGCCUCCAUAUGUUCCUUUUAGAAGGUCUGCUGAAUGCUUUUUCCAGAUCUGACCAAUUGCAUUGCAUGGCUAAUUCUAAUCCGGCACUGCUCAGGACGCCUUCAGAGUGCAGAUCAGUUGAGCUAUGUUAUAUAUGUGUUUUUAAAUGGAUAAAACUCUGACAUUCACAUAUUGUACCUGCUGCAGAACUCUAGAACAGAUUAGUUUCUUUGAGAGUAAUUGGGCAGUAUUUACCCACCAUAACUACUAAGUGAUGGUUUGAUAUGCAACUCCCUUUCAUAACACCAUGGGUAGUUGCAUAUGCCAAAAAAUAUGUUUUGUCUGCGAGAUAUAAUGCAUGGUAAAUGUUAUGGCUUGAUUGCUUUGGUUUCGCAUUACAAACAUCAUUACCGCUGUAAGUUUGCACACUUUCUAAAACGACUACCCUCCAAACAAUACAGAACUGGUAAACAGAUCAUUACUUUGUGCAACACAGAAAUAGAGAGCUGCACUCAGAGUUUUCUUAGAUGAGGUUUUGCCGACAGUCAGACGGCAGCAGUGACAUGGGUUUUUACAAUGUUAAAAAAUAUGUUUUAAAGAGUACGUUUCUUAAUAAAAUGUUGUUUGUUUCUCAACCUACA